CUGCCGGAAGCCAAGAUGGCGUGUGAGUGGUCUACGGGCCGCGCUUGGCGCCGUAUCCGUGUGUGAGCCGAGUGUUGGGGACGGGGUCAGGGCGAAGGCCGAACCCUGCGGCCAUGGCCCGACACCGCAAUGUCCGAGGUUACAACUACGAUGAAGAUUUUGAAGAUGAUGAUCUCUAUGGCCAGUCUGUAGAGGAUGACUAUUGUAUUUCACCAUCAACAGCUGCUCAGUUUAUUUACUCUCGACGAGACAGACCUGUAGAAGAAUAUGAUUAUGAAGAGCUGAAAGAUUCUCCCAAUUCUCUCUUGAAUCAUCAGCUAAGUGAAAUUGAUCAAGCUCGUCUUCAUUCCUGCCUUGACCACAUGAGAGAGGUGCUGGGAGAUGCUCUGUCAGACGAAGUCAUGAUUGAAGCCGUCCUGAAGAAUAAGUUUGACGUGCAGAAGGCUUUGUCGGUGGUUCUGGAACAAGAUAACGUGCAGAGUUUGAAGGGCAAGAGUGAAAGGGCAGCACCUGCAGGGAAGACAGUGAAAGGAGUCUUAUUUUCUUCCUUUGACGUUUCAGAUGAUAGUGUUCAGAGUUCUGACCCUCAGUCCAAUGAUCAUUUGUACUGCAGUGGCAAAUCCUUUGACUUUUGUAGCUUGGUAGCAAAAUGUGGAUCACAUAAUUCUACACUUGUGCCAAGUCACUGUUUACAUCAUAGGAAAAAGAAACUUGACAGACCUAAAAGUGAAAAGAAACUAGAGUCAUGUAAGUCCACCAAAGAGCUUUCACUAGCUGACCUGAUUCAUGAUCUGCCCAGAGAUUCUUGUUCCAGUCAACCUUCAGUCGGGUUACCACCCCCAGACAGUCUGGGAAGUCUACUCUCAAAGACUCAAAAUGCUGAGUUUUUAAGUCCUCCUGCAUUUGAAGGUGUUUCCAAAGAUGAUUUGGCUUUCAAAGGAAUACCAGAUUUAAAGUCUUUAAUGAGAGAGAACACAGCAUCAAAUGAUUCUUUAUUUAUUAAGAACAGUUCACUACCUGAUUUCCAAAACAUUCCAGUGCAAAGUACCUUGGGAAACUUAAGUAGUUUUUUGCACUUACCUAGCUCAUUGGAAAAUACAUCUCUUGAUAAUUUAAAUCCUAGUAUAAACACUGAAGUUGGAAACAUUUCUUUAGUUGAACAAAGUGCCAGGAAUAACAUCUUAAGAAGUGACAGGUUUCCACUUUCCCAGUGUGAGCAUCCGUCCCUAACAGAACUGCUUCAGGAGCAUAAAGGAAGCAGUCCAGGCCAACACACUGCUUCAGCUGACAUGUGCAUCCAGUCGUCUGCCAGCCUGGGGUCUGUUCCCCUAUCACAACUAUCCACUCGCUGCCAGUCUUCUAAUGGAAUAUCAGAAUUAACAGGGUCUCUGUCAUCUCUGGCAUUCUGUAAAACUUCUCCCACAAGAGACCUAGAAAAUUUGUCACUGUCUGAUUUAAUUGGAGAAAUGAUUGAUCUAGACCACUCCAAGAUUGAGAAAGAUUCUUUUGAGUCCAGUUUAUCUGAAAUGAGGAAUCCUGGAAUAGAUUCAAAUAUUGAUCUUAGUGUCCUGAUAAGAACUCCAGCUUUCGAUCCACAGCCUAUAGUUAACUCAUCAGUUGCUCCAACUCCAGGAACUAAAGUUCUGUGUUCAAAGUUAGGGAAUAAUGCUAACUCCACUAAGGAUAGUAAGAAAAAUAAGAAAGGCUCUCUUAGUAGGAAACCGCCUUUGUCUGUGUCAUGGACCAAAGCCCUUGAAGCUAGGCCAUCGGCUUUUGCUUCAACAUUAUGUCUUCGUUACCCACUGAAGAGCUGCAAGCGGCGUACCCUUGACCUCUACAAGACUUUCCUUUAUAGUAGACAAGUUCAAGAUGUGAAGGACAAAGAAAUAAGUCCUCUUGUAACAAUAACACCAUUUGACUUCAAAUCAGCAUCCCCUGAUGACAUUGUAAAAGCAAAUCAAAAGAAAGCAUUUGCCAGAGAAUAGUAACAAAGAAAUUCAGUUACUAAUGUAGAGCUUUUUAUUUUAAUAUAAAGUCUUUUUAGUGUAAUUUCUGUGUUAUGGCAUUCAAAUUGUGAUUUUUAUUCAAAGUGUCCUAAGUCAGUGGAUCGCAGCUUAGGUUAAUAAGUAUUUUUGCACUGAAAUGGGUUUCUAUCUUCUUAUGGCAGUGCCUAGCUUUAUUUGAGUUGGGUGCCCAUAAGGAGCAGAUGUUUACAAAGCAUUCAUGGGGACUUGAUGUUGUGAAGCUGAACCUCAGAUAGAUGCAAUAAGAUGUUUUCUGGUAUAAAAUAUUUUUGUGCUUUUUUUGUAAAUGAAAAUGUAAUUGCUUGGGAUUGUUGUGUAAGGAUUAUUCUUAUGAUAUUUAGCAUAGCUUAGACAAGGUUAUAUUUUAAAAUAGUUUGGUAAUCAUUCCUAGUUUUAUUAUUUUUUUUAGGUGAAUACUAACACUUUUCUAGAAAAUCUUAAAAUUCCUGACUUUUCAGAACACUGUGAAUAGGUUGAGGUGCAUUUUUGAUGACAAUAAAAUGAAAUUCUUUUAGGGGACCGUGUAAAUAUUGAAGUUGGAUUAGUACAUAAUUAUUUUUAUACAUUUUCAAAGCCAUGUGCCCAAAUUUAAAAUAAACAUACAGAAGUGUUUUGACCUGAGGCUGCAUGUCAUUUCAGUAGACAGCUUUAUCAACUCUCUUCCCUUUUCCUUACAGUAAAUAAAGAGGUGUGGAGCUUCCAUUGUGCUCCUGCUGGCUGUGUGCCCAAUAGUGACAAGGGGUCAGCAAAGGCAGGUCCAGGAGAACUCUCCUGGUCAGUAGGAUGGUUUGCGAAAUCCCAUGCAGCAGCACCCAGAGCCACUGGGAGUGGUGCUGGUGAUGGUGGGGGGAGUAGAGAUCAGGAUGCUGGUUUCACUCCUCACUUGCUGAGCCAGUCUUUGCGGGCCGGCCUUUGGGAAUAUGUGUUCCCAGUGACCUCCAGGUGAUGAUGAUGCCUGCUUCUACUUGAGGGUCACAGUAUAGCUCUCUGACCAACUUGAUUUCUAAAAGUCAGGCAUCCCAAGGAAAAUUGCUAAUUGGGAAUCGUGGUCUUUUACAUAAAAUGAACAAGGUAGUCACUACUGGUUCUUGUAUAAACAAUGUAGUCGUAUUUUCAGUCUUGUUUCUUAAUGAAAAUAAUUGCCCUUUUCCUAGGAAAAAUAUUUUUCACUGGCAGCUGCUUCACUGUACCCUUGAUAAUUUUUUUUUGUUUUUGGUAUUCUUGUUUAUUUUGAGAAUGACAAUCCAACAUUUUUAGCUUGGUGUGGGAUAAUAUUCCAAUAUUUUAGGGCAGUGUGAUGUCAUGUCCAGUAUUUUGGUGGGAAAAGUUAAUAACGUUGUUGACCAAAUGCUUCUUGAAUUAGUGUGGUUCCUCCAAGUUUUUGUUUGCCCUGGGGAUGGAGUCCAUACCUUAUGUAUGGUAGAAAAUGCUUUUUUUUUCAGUGAUGCUUAGGAGAUGAUAAGAUUCACAAGGUUGAUGAUUAGUAUUAAAGUUAGAAGUACCUUAGGCUGAUCUGGUCUCUAGUCUUGAGCCUUCCAUUAGUUUGCAAGCGUCAUCGUGUGACUUGCCAACUAGAUUUGUGUGUAGGCCAUGUCCAGCUUAGAAUUCACAUGGAUUUUAAGAAUUCAUAUCUGGUAAGCAUUCCUGAUAGAUUAAGCCCUCCCUCUAUGAGUGAUUUGCUUUGCACACGUAGCCACACAUUCUUUCUUAACCCACAUUGAAGAUAAAUGGUGAUACUGUUUUAAUUCCAUUCCAGACAAACUCAUUUUCAAGUGGAAGUAUGGGAUUGAUAAGCCAUAUAGCUGACUUUGUGAACUGUGUGCCUGUUGUUGACCGACUAGCAUUGAAACUAUCACUUAGGGAAUACAUUUUGUGGAGAAAAGUUCAGUACUCAUGCACAUGCAAGCACACAUGUGUAUACCACACACUUUUUUUUAGGUAAAGUCCCAGUCUUUCUAUUUUUCUUGUCUUGGCUGCUGGCUGCUGGCAAGUACCUGACAAGCAGUGCCCUUUUGACUACGGGAAUGUCAUAAUGUCUGCAAUUCAGAGGGUAAACCUAGACAUCUCCCUCCUGCCAUCCUGGGCACUGGCCCUGAUGAAGAGAGGAGUGAGUGCCUGCUUAUUCUCGGAUGAGCCCUUUGAUGAUGAUUGCUUGCACUAAGUGCAUGUUAUUUGGGAGCUCAGGGUUGAUUAGUGUGUAGGGUUUACUCUCAUUUUUAGUUCAUGUACCAAUUUUGAGAUGCAAAGCAUUUUUUCCUGUAUUAGAUCAAAUGCAGUAACUUAUUUUAGGGGAUGGAACUUUAUAAUUGUAGCCUGAAGAAUAUAAAAGACAGUCAAAGUGAUCGUGUGCACUCCUCUUCUUUGCCCUUUGCCUUCUGAAGUCAUGGUUCUUACAGGUAACUGACAAGAUUCAGUGCUUCGUUGUUCUGCAUAGCACACUUGACCUUCCUUUUGUUUUACUUUUUCUUUCUUUACUACUUAGGGGCCUUCUGGCCUGUUUCCCUCCACUUACCUUUGAAUCCUUCUUUCUUGAAUUUUGGCCCUUUUCUUCGCAUAAAAAUAGUGAUAACUAUCCUCAUUGUUUUAGAAUUCAGUGAGGUAUCAUGUAGCUGAUUUUCAUAGAAGAGAUACAACUAGUCAGGUGCUCUGCAUGUAUAAGGCAGCUUUAAGGGAAAACAGUGAAGAGGAACUAAUGAAUUCUUAAAUGACUAUUUAUGGUUUAUAGUGACCUUGACUACAUUUAAAUUAAAUUAUAUAUUGAAAAAGAACUAUGUCAGCAAGUUUUGUGUUUUAUGAUCAUGAAAAUAUGUAUUUGGUUAUGAAAUUAGUAUUCUAGUAGUUUUGAGAUUGUUCAAUGCCAUUUUUCAAUAAUGGAAUGUUUAUGAGCAAAGAUGAUAAUUGUUAGAAAGGGAGGGGUAAAUGCUUGUUUCUACACCAUUUUUUGUCUUGUUUUGUUUUUUUAACUCUUUGUAUAUAUAAUUACAUAAGACUCGUUGUAAUUGUAUAUUUUUAGUUUUUAGACUGUGAAAGACUUGUCAUAUUUUGAGUCUGUGUACACACUUCUAUAAAACUACUUUGAAAGAAAUUAUGAUUUGGAGAUUUUCUUAAAUCAAGAGUGAAAACUAUA
Messenger RNA from Jaculus jaculus (lesser Egyptian jerboa), 5151 nucleotides. RefSeq names its product HBS1 like translational GTPase (gene Hbs1l). Lineage: Eukaryota; Metazoa; Chordata; Mammalia; Rodentia; Dipodidae. The coding region runs from base 114 to 1985 and encodes 623 amino acids. Gene Ontology annotation, biological process: translation. Gene Ontology annotation, molecular function: GTP binding; GTPase activity. The record is from RefSeq and is a predicted model, not a curated record. The transcript is spliced from 5 exons.